Molecule: messenger RNA, 1319 nt
Organism: Gadus chalcogrammus (walleye pollock)
Lineage: Eukaryota; Metazoa; Chordata; Actinopteri; Gadiformes; Gadidae
Product: prothymosin alpha-A
Exons: 5
Coding region: 211-591 (126 amino acids)
Source: RefSeq, a predicted model, not a curated record
GAGCGAAUUCUAGGCAACGUCCAAUCGUACUCAACAAGGACCUGCGGUAUCCUCCAAGUCGAUUUGCAGCGAAUUCAACAGAAAAGAAGAGGUUGGUCAUCACCAUUUCUCUCUCAGCCUCGUAAGAGAAACUCAUACGGGGUCAAAACGCCAAAUUAAUCCGACCGAAGAAAUAACGUAUUCAACGUUAAUAUAAUUCCAAACUCAACAAUGGCUGAUACAGCAGUAGAGAAGAAAGCACCAACCACAGAGGUUACUGCAAAGGAGCUGAAAGAGAAGAAAGAAGUGGAGGUGGAAGUGAAAGAAGAUAAGAAAGAAAAGAAAGAAAACGGCAGUGGGGACGCACCUGCCAAUGGCACAAAUGGUGCUGAUGACAGUGAAAAGGCUGUGAAGGAGGUAGCUGAGGAAAAGCAUGAAAAUGGCAACGGGAAGGCAGAGGAGGCUCCCCCUGCUGAGAAGGCCGAGGCACAGCCUGUGAAGCGUGCCGCUGAAGAGAAGGAGGAGGAGGAGGAGGAGGAAAAGGUGGAGACCAAAAAGCAGAAGACUGAGGAAAAUGGAGAUUCAAAAGCAGAAGCAAAAGUAGAGGCCUAAACCUCUGCCAUGUUUGUUUACAGCGCUGCCUACAGGGCCCUGGUCGGCAUCAUUUUGUAGAGUGAUGUGCUUUCUGUUUCUGCAAGAUGUAUUGUUUGUUCCCACGGUAUCCAUGUUUGCACUGGAGUUUUUCAGCUUGGUGGCCCCUACUCAUUUUCUUUUUUUAUGAGAUGUUAUUUAUUGGUCUAAAAAAAUUGAAUGUUUUCUUUUUUUUAACUUGUAAAAAUUGGGCCAUGCCCUAUGAUAAGUUUAGUUUUAUAAAUCAGUAUGUUUUGAAGCACAUCCUCUACUCCUAGUGCAGACCAGCUCAUUCAUUACUGGGCAGUUGCUUUCCUCGUCAUGGCUCAUGUUGACUCAGAUUCACUAUAAGACCAAAGAUAAGUUUUAAGCAGGGGCUAAUAGACAGUUGGCGUUAAGGCUUUUUUUGUGUUGAGCUGCUAGUAGUUAAUCCUUUGCCUGGCUGCCCUGUUAACAUAACAGAUGGCACAAAUAAAUUAAGGGAUCUUUCUGUUAUGCCUCAUAAGAUUACUUGACCCUAUUUUGUAGAGGCAGGCUUUUGCAAUGUUAAUUAACCCCUCUUAAAUCUUAACACUUUGGUCGUUUGUUCUGUACGCAUUCCACGCCAAGUUUAUACCAUAUCAUCUACAAUUACCGUUUCUGGUUUUCUAUUGGUUUAUGUUUAGCUGAGUAACUGUGUCAAAUACUGCCUUUAUCAGAAUGACAUUUGU